UUCCGCCGCGCGACGUUGGCCAACACUCAAUGACGGUCGAGUGUGUGCUCGGGCAAGUGUGCGGCGCUUGGCUUUCAUUCGGUAACGAUGGCGGAUCUAGACCAGUUUCAACAGCUUCUGAAUACACUCCUCAGCACAGAUAACGAUGUCCGGACGCAGGCGGAGGAGGCGUACGGUAAUCUUCCAGUGGAAAGCAAGGUGACGUUUCUCUUAACCACCAUUUGUAAUGGCACACUUGCAGAAGAAAUGCGGACCAUAGCCGCAGUACUGUUGCGUCGAUUAUUUUCCUCAGAAUUUAUGGAGUUUUAUCCCAAGAUUCCACCCGAGGCGCAGGCACAGUUAAAAGAGCAAAUUUUAUUAUCGGUCCAAAACGAACAAACCGAAGCUAUUCGACGUAAAGUCUGUGACGUUGCGGCCGAAGUUGCCAGAAAUUUAAUAGACGAGGAUGGCAAUAAUCAGUGGCCGGAGUUUCUUCAGUUCCUAUUUCAAUGCGCGAAUAGUCCAUCGUCAGCAUUAAAAGAAAGCGCACUUCGCAUGUUCACAUCCGUCCCAGGCGUAUUUGGAAAUCAACAAGCAAAUCAUCUCGAUCUUAUAAAACAGAUGUUACAACAAUCUGUGUUAGAUACAAAUUAUGAGGUCAGAUUUCAAGCGGUACGAGCAAUUGGAGCGUUUAUAACAUUGCAUGACAAAGAGGAAAAUAUACACAAACAUUUCUCAGAAUUAGUCCCGGCGCUUGUACAAGUAACCGCUCAAUCUAUAGAAAAGCAGGACGAUGAUGCUCUUAUAAAAGUUUUGAUAGACCUUGCUGAAACCACGCCAAAAUUCCUCAGGGGACAAUUAAUUAAUGUUUUGCAAAUGUCUAUGAACGUAUACUCCAAUGAGGAGAUGCCUGACUCUUGGAGGCAAUUGGCGCUAGAGGUUUUUGUAACUCUGUCGGAAACCGCACCAGCCAUGGUGCGGAAAGUUGGUGAAAAGUACAUUGUGGCUUUGGUGCCAUUGGUAUUGAAAAUGAUGACUGACUUGGAGGAAGAUGAGAAAUGGAGCUACUCUGAUGAGAUCAUUGAAGAGGAUAAUGACAGCAACAAUGUAGUUGCGGAAAGUGCUUUAGAUAGAUUGGCGUGUGGCCUGGGAGGAAAAACUAUGCUACCGCAAAUCGUACAAAAUAUCCCUACUAUGUUAAAUAACAGCGAUUGGAAAUAUAGGCAUGCAGCGUUGAUGGCUAUUUCAGCUGUUGGUGAAGGUUGUCACAAGCAAAUGGAGACUCUUUUACCACAAAUAAUGGACGGAGUCAUACAAUAUUUACAAGAUCCGCAUCCUCGUGUAAGAUACGCUGCCUGCAACGCAGUAGGGCAAAUGUCUACAGAUUUUUCGCCAACAUUUGAAAAGAAAUUUCACGAUAAAGUUAUCCCUGGAUUAUUGAUGGUAUUGGACGAUAACGCGAAUCCCAGAGUUCAAGCUCACGCUGGCGCCGCGCUUGUAAACUUCAGCGAAGAUUGCCCGAAAAAUAUUCUAACACCAUAUCUCGAUGCCAUAAUGGCUAAACUUGAAUCUAUUCUGACCGCUAAAUUCCAUGAGUUAGUUGAAAAGGGAACUAAGCUCGUUCUUGAACAGGUUGUUACCACAAUUGCCUCCGUUGCAGACACAUGUGAGGAACAAUUUGUAACUUAUUAUGAUAGGCUAAUGCCUUGCUUAAAAUAUAUUAUUCAAAAUGCCAAUCAGCAAGAACACAAGAUAUUGCGAGGCAAAACUAUCGAAUGUGUCAGUCUCAUAGGCUUAGCUGUUGGACCAGAAAAGUUUAUUGCCGAUGCUAGUGAAGUUAUGGAUAUGUUACUCAAAACCCAUUCAGAAGGUGAUCUUCCUGAUGACGAUCCGCAGACCAGCUAUCUUAUAUCUGCUUGGGCCAGGAUUUGCAAAAUUCUUGGCAAACAAUUUGAACAGUACUUACCAUUAGUAAUGGGACCCGUAUUGCGAACAGCCGCUAUGAAACCUGAAGUUGCAUUGCUAGAUAAUGAGGAUAUGGAAGGUAUUGAAGGUGAUCUUGACUGGCAGUUCGUUUCACUGGGAGAGCAACAAAACUUUGGAAUCAAAACUGCUGGGCUGGAGGAUAAGGCUUCUGCAUGCGAAAUGUUGGUUUGCUAUGCGCGAGAAUUAAAGGAAGGUUUUGCGGAUUAUGCAGAAGAAGUAGUGCGACUGAUGGUGCCGAUGCUGAAAUUUUACUUCCACGAUGGUGUCAGAACUGCAGCUGCGGCAAGUUUGCCAUAUCUUCUUGACUGUGCUAAAAUAAAAGGUCCACAGUAUCUGGAAGGCAUGUGGGCAUACAUUUGCCCAGAUCUGUUGAAAGCUAUCGAUACAGAACCAGAAUCCGAAGUGUUGUUAGAAUUAUUAUCAUCAUUAGCAAAAUGUAUCGAGACUCUGGGCGCAGGUUGCUUAAGUGCGCCGCAUAUGACUGAGCUUUUACGACUUUUAGAUAAGCUACUUAAUGAACAUUUUGACCGAGCAGUUGCUAGAUUGGAGAAACGAAAAGAUGAAGACUAUGAUGAGGUCGUCGAAGAACAACUUGCUGAUGAAGACAAUGAGGACGUAUAUACCCUUAGCAAAAUCGCUGACAUUUUACAUGCCCUGUUUACAACCUACAAGUCUUCGUUCUUCCCGUACUUCGAUCAAAUAUGCGGACAUUUUGUAAAAUUACUGAGCCCCGAAAGAUCAUGGUCGGAUCAUCAGUGGGCUUUGUGCGUCUUUGACGAUGUCAUCGAAUUUGGAGGACCUGACUGCGCAAAAUAUCAAGAAUUCUUUUUGCGACCCAUGAUUCAAUACGUUUCCGAUAAAUCCGCGGAGGUUAGACAAGCGGCAGCUUACGGUUGUGGGGUGUUAGGCCAAUUCGGCGGAGAGGGCUUUGCGCAAGCGUGUGCAGAAGCUUUACCAAAGCUGAUGGAAGUUAUUAACGAUCCCGAAUCUAGAUCGCCAGAAAAUGUGAACCCCACUGAAAAUGCUAUUUCAGCAGUGACUAAAAUUCUCAAAUACAAUAGCAAGGCAAUCAACGUCGAUGAAAUUCUUCCACACUGGCUAACUUGGCUGCCGGUCGUCGAGGAUGAAGAUGAAGCACCUCACGUGUAUGGAUACCUGUGUGAUUUGAUCGAAGCGAAUCACGUGGUGGUUUUAGGAACGAAUAACGCGCAUUUGCCUCGACUUAUAAGUUUCUUUGCCGAAGCAUUGUUCAGAGAAGCUGUGCCUACCGAUCAUCCCGUUAUGUCUAGAAUCCUUAGUAUUGUUAGAGAAAUACAGAACAACGACACGAUUUUCCAGGCAACCAUAAUGCAGUUAACAACGGAUCAACAACAGGCGCUUCACGAGGCACUCAGUGCACUAAGUUGAAUUUUUAACAUCGUAACAAAUACAAAAAAAAGAUAAACGCCUGCAUUAAUUAAUGCCGAGGAAACGGCAAAGAUUUUAGGUAUGGGCGUAUACCUAUAAGAUUCGCUCCAGUUAUAAAGCCUAGUUAUACACAACACGCAAAUAUAUUUAAGCUAUUCUACGUAUUACCCACGUAUUUGUUGAGUAUAUAUCUCUGUAUCAUUAUCAGAUUCGAUUAUUAAUUUUAUAUUGUCAGGGAUUGUUGUUGAACAUAUGAUAUUAAAAUUGGAGUUUGUCACUGUUCGGUUUUACAGUGCGUCUACAAAUGAAGAUAAGUCGAAAGAAAUUUUAUCAGUUGUGAAUGAACUCGCAUUGGCAGAAUUUAAAAGAAAAAAAAACUGUUUAUAUAUUUCUAACGUAUUUUAAACUCAAUAUUUUAUAUAUAUAUACUUGUUAUACAUCCCCCCCCCUCUUUCUUUCUACAUUACAUUAGUGAACAUUGUUAAAAGGUUCACGAACAUUGACGUCGACUUAAAUCAGACAUUCAAGUGAUAACACAUUCUCCUGCCACUGAGAGCCGAACAAUGCUAAAUUGUCUUGAAAAAAUUGGCUUUGUAAAAAAUCGCAUAGUAUCACAUACAUUAUAUUAUAUUAUAGCUUUGUUAUGCGAAUAUAGCGUGAAAGAUUUUGUCACUGUGAUCUUUCUAAAUUCUGUCUACAUUCUCAAAGAUUCUAUGUCUCCCACGUUCAGGCGAAAAAAAAAUGACGAAGCUGAUAAUGCAAGAUAGACUGGAAUGCCUCAUUGUAGCCAUGAAGUGAACACGUGACAUUGUGAUUUAGGUAUUUUUAUUAUUAAAUUUAGAUACAGUAAAUGUUAUUUAAUGAUAAUAUCGAUAAUGUUGCAAUGUUGAGGUAUACGAAUGCCUUUUGAAUGAAACGUAAUGAAGUUUUAAAAAUUUUAGAUUCAAGAUCCAUAAGAUGUGACCUAUUUUUUUUUUCUUUUUCUUGUAGAGAUACACUAAGAACAUAUUUGAACGCCACAAAUUUUAAGUGUAAUCUUACAGCUAAUUCGUAUUGAGUUACGCUUCACUUAGCUGUAACAUUACAACAUGUCGUAUACUAAAAAUAUAUUGUUCGAGAAUUAAAAAAAAGUAUAUAAGAAAUACGCGCCAAAAGAAGCGAUUUGGCAAUACAGAAUGCAUUACGUUUCUUUCGACUGAUUCUAACAGAGAAUUGAGAUGCGAAGAAGUCCGAGCGAAAUAAUUCGAACAGCUCCCCCGCUUUCCCGUUCUUGUUGCUAUUUAUUUAUAAAAUGUGUAUCCCGACACUUGCGACACUGUAAAUCGAAAUUUCACCGAUGGGAAAAUUUUAUCUCUAGUACACCUUCGCGGCUACUCCUAACGCAAAUGCCUCCCCCAAGUAACAACCUUUUUUUUUACUAAGACCUAUAGAGGAGUAAAAGUAAAGAACUAUAAACGUUUAUUUGUACAUACGUCAAAAGUAUAGGAAAAUAUCGCGGACAAGUAUAAUAGAGUUGAAGUAUUCGAUUGUAAGUAUCCUUGGUAGGCACUGCCUCGUUAUCUCACUGAAAAAUCAACAACACAUUCUUGUAAGGUGCACUUAAUUGCAGCAAAUACAUACGGAGAAUCAAUACCGAUGGACUGUUUAUGCGAUACACAUUUGCGACGGAGAAAGAGGAAAAAUCAAUUCACUCUUAGAUUUAAAAGAGUGAGAGAAAUGAAAAAUUAUAAUUCUUAUAUAGAGAUUAUUUUAAAAUCAUUAGCCAAAAUAAAUCUCAGCUUUGUAA
This is a messenger RNA of Wasmannia auropunctata (little fire ant), 5158 nucleotides long. It is a transcript of the gene Karybeta3, whose product is annotated as importin-5. The transcript has 14 exons. Gene Ontology annotation, biological process: protein import into nucleus. The record is from RefSeq and is a predicted model, not a curated record. Gene Ontology annotation, cellular component: cytoplasm; nucleus. The coding region runs from base 88 to 3372 and encodes 1094 amino acids. Lineage: Eukaryota; Metazoa; Arthropoda; Insecta; Hymenoptera; Formicidae. Gene Ontology annotation, molecular function: nuclear import signal receptor activity.